This is a messenger RNA of Neodiprion virginianus, 2875 nucleotides long. RefSeq names its product TNF receptor-associated factor 4 (gene Traf4). The record is from RefSeq and is a predicted model, not a curated record. Lineage: Eukaryota; Metazoa; Arthropoda; Insecta; Hymenoptera; Diprionidae. Gene Ontology annotation, biological process: positive regulation of JNK cascade; regulation of canonical NF-kappaB signal transduction; protein K63-linked ubiquitination. The transcript is spliced from 6 exons. Gene Ontology annotation, cellular component: plasma membrane signaling receptor complex. Bases 509 to 1882 code for a protein of 457 amino acids. Gene Ontology annotation, molecular function: zinc ion binding; protein binding.
GCAUCGGCCUGGCAGGCAGGCAGGCAGGCAGGCAGUUUCGGCCGCCAGUCAGUCAAUCGCAAAGCUUCUCGCUAGUCGGUCGAUCCGCGGUCUUACCGAGCCGUGAUUGAACGAUCGUUUUGCCUUCGUCGCAUCGCGCGAGAACCGGAUGAGACACGCGUUCGGGAAGUGAGGAACGCGUUGUUUUUGUUGUUGUUGUCGUCGUCGUUGACGAGGUUGUGGGCAGAAUUUCAUUAUCAUCCGUUACAUUUGUGUUUGUGUUUCAUUUAAACGCCAAUUCACGUGUAUGCAUGCACGAAAGUACAUUAUUGGCGACAGAUAGAACAAGGUUUCACGGCAUCCGCGGUGGAGUGUUGUGUGAAAAAGUGAAUUCGGAUACGUCUGUCUGUCCUUGCAUACUUUGAAUGUGUGAUAUAAAGCAAGAGUCGUGAAUAACAGGGUGAACGUCCGGGGCGCGACGAGGUGACGAUUCUCCCUCGAUUGAUAACUGUUUUGUUAGUUUGCAAAAAUGGUUCGCGGCCUUACGCAAUGGACGAAGACCCUCAGUUUUCCGGCGAGGGUGUCACCCCAGAGACCCGCGAAGGAGGCGAAAGUCUUUCAAGUCAGCCCCAGCGCGAGUCCGACGACUCCGCCGAGUCCCAUCGGCGAUAACAUCGACAAGCCAGCUGUCAUCAACGAAGAGAGUUUUCAAGACUUGGAAGCUGAGAAGGCAAUAAUGGGGUCGAUAGUUUAUUGCAUUCAUCACAAAGACGGCUGCAAAUGGUCAGAUGAACUUAGAAAGCUAAAAGCUCACUUGAACACGUGUAAACAUGACGCUGUACCAUGCAGUAACAAAUGUGGGGCAAUGAUUCCACGGGUUCUAAUGGAGGACCAUCUCAAAUACACGUGUGCCCAGCGACGGGCCAGAUGCGAUUUUUGUGCUAAGGAAUUCACCGGUCAUACCCUUGAGAAGCACAGUGGUACUUGCGGAUAUGAACCGCUGUAUUGCGAGAACAAAUGUGGCAUGAAAGUGCAGAGAAGGCAUCUAAGUCAGCAUAAAUUAGGCGAAUGUGCUAAGAGAUUGGUAGCCUGCCGUUACUGUAACAAGGAAUUUGUAUUUGAUACUCUUGGUGCACAUCACGCAAAGUGUGGUCGUUUUCCUGUUGCUUGUCCCCAUCGUUGUGAGACAGCAGUGUUGCCAAGGGAGGAUCUCGAAGUUCACCUGAAGGACCAUUGCACAACGCAUCUACUUUCGUGCACUUUCAAAGAUGCCGGGUGCCGUUUCAAGGGUAAUAGAUUUUCUUUGGAUAAACAUCUUGAAGAAUCCACAAAAAUGCACCUGAGCUUGAUGUGCAGUGUUGUUACGAAGCAACAGCAUCAAAUCACUAGUCUGAAGUCAGCGAUCAGUAAAUUAUCACUCAAUUACACCGGUACACUAAUAUGGAAGAUAUCUGACUACACCGCGAAAAUGUCUGAAGCUAAGGUCAAAGAAGGCAUGGAGCUAGUUAGUCCACCUUUUUAUACUAGUCAAUAUGGGUAUAAAUUGCAGGCAUCUGUUUUCUUAAACGGGAAUGGAACUGGCGAAGGGAGUCACAUUUCUAUAUAUAUCAAGAUUUUGCCAGGGGAAUACGAUGCUUUGUUGCGCUGGCCAUUUUCCCAUAGUGUCUCUUUCACGAUGUUCGAUCAAACAGUCGUUGCAGAGAAGGCGUGCAACAUCGUAGAAAGCUUUAUACCUGAUCCGACCUGGAAAAAUUUUCAGAGACCUAGUCGUGAGCCAGAUUCCCUAGGCUUUGGUUUUCCUAGGUUUGUAUCUCAUGAGAUGGUGAAAAAACGACAUUUCGUCAAAGAUGACACGAUGUUCAUCAGAGUGAAAGUUGAUCCUAGUAAAAUAGUCGCCGUUUGAUUCUAUAUAGAGAUAAUCACAAGUGUUUCGGCUAGGAUUAUUCAGUUUUUGCCGUUUACCUACACAAUGCCCGUAACAUAUCUGGUAAUGUGCAGGUAUGCAUAACUUGGACGGACUUUAACGUUACCUGCAUCUUUAUUUCACGGAGAGACUAGUUUUUGAGCCGCUGAUUACCGAUGAACUUGUUUCCUUACCCUUUGAUAUUUUCAAUAAGCCCCUGAAAUGUGUAUGGUAUAUUGAAGUUACGGAAGUACGGCAUAUUUUUACUACACAAGUUGGCAAGUCAUAAAACCGGUUCUGGAGGUGAUUUUUCACCCUCAUAUAAUUUUUCUCUUUGUCUCUGUUUCACGACCUAGAAUAAUUUAUUGACUUUUAUGUCAAUUCCACCCAUCCGAUGUUGUUCCAAGUUGUCAAUUGGAGUAAUGUGAGACGGUUAUUUGAUACUGGAUCUUUGCUUCCAGAAUUUUCUGCUCUGUACAAUUGAUUUUUGUUCUCUAAAGGCGCGGUAUACAGCGUUUACUUCUCGUUGGUACCGGUCCCACCAGUAUGUUCUUUACCAUGGUUGAUAGAUAUACAUACCUACGAUAUUUGGAGCUUCCGAGCCAUAUGAUAAUUCGAUAAGUAUAUUUAUAAUUGUGCAUGUUGGUAAUUUGUUGAACGGAUGAAUAUUACAUGAAGUCGAAGAUGCGUCUACUUUUGAAAUAUUUUUAUACGUUCUGUAACAAAUAAGUGGCCUUAUAUGUUGAACAAGAAACACUUGAGAGCAAGAAGUAAAAUCAAAGAUUAAUCAAAUUUACACCAUAAAUAUCUCUUAAGACGGACAACUUACAUCCACGCUAAAGGCCAGUUCGCAGUGGUUGACACGUGACAUAAAGUGGCCUUAGGUUGGUCGGCUAGCCCGCUUUAAGCGAUAUUUACGGUAUAGUACUCAUGUAUGUACCUAAAGCGUAAGUAAGUAUGUAAAUAUUGUGAAAUAAACUCCGUAUGAAACAA